Molecule: messenger RNA, 783 nt
Organism: Cooperia oncophora
Lineage: Eukaryota; Metazoa; Nematoda; Chromadorea; Rhabditida; Trichostrongylidae
Source: the annotation of a GenBank genome assembly
AUGGCGACAACCCGUUCCAUGGUGUGCGUUUGCAGAGCAUUUGCUUCUGCUCGGCCUCGGCCCAUUAAACUCACUGGUGAUAAGUUUGGUUCAAUUCAACGCACCGACAUUCCGGUUGAGCGACUAACCCGCCCGAAAGAUGUCGACUUUGAAAGAGCGGAACCGGCUCAGAAGAUGAAGGAACUAAGCAUACCAGUUGCCCUUUCCAAAAAGAAACGUGAACAGCUUGAGAGGUUGCAGUCAAAAGAACCUAUUCCACCUGGCCACAUGUGCUUUAUAGAAUGUUCCCGACCAGAAUUCAACCUUCUGGAGUCCAGACCCGACCUUCGCACACCACUAUGUAGCCAGUUUUGGGAGAAAAGUAAGUACAAGGAUGAGUGGUUCGUAAUAAGAAGGAAGACGAAGGAAUCACCGAGUCAAUUCACUCAUUGGGAAAACGCAUGGGAACACUAUGUUCCCGAUCGCCUAGAUCCGUUAGUGAGGGAAACCCUAGGAGAACUGAGGUUGAAGACUCCCACUUUGAUCCAGACCCAAUGCUUACAAGUCUUCCCCUCUCACUAUCACCUCUUCAUAGCUGCGGAAACUGGUUCUGGAAAAACAAUUGCCUAUUUAGCUCCACUAUUUACCAGAUUAUUGAAGCAAAAGCGGAAAGGUGUGAAGGAAAGAGCUGUUGUUCUUACUGUUACCUCACCUCUAAAGGAACAGAUAUUUUCGGUAGCAUCGAAAUUUGCAUCGAAAACGGGUCUCAUUGUUUCGACGACCAGCUCAAAGGAAAGCUGUUCU